ACUACAUACAAAAACAAUUUAUACUAGAAUUACAAAAAUAGUUAUCAUAAUAUACAUCUCAUUACAAUAACCCUCUUCUGGGAAGUAGAUGUAGACACAGAUUACUUGUACUAUUAGUUUAUGUAAAAUAACAAUAAGUUUUAAUACAUUAUGUAUGUAUAUUAACUGACAACAUAUCCUACUGAAUAUAAAUACUAUUCUAUUAAUAUUAUAGCUUAAAUUCAGACCUUAACUGUUUUAUAUUUUUAGAUUACCAUUUUUUUAUUGCAGUAAGGGUCUAUCGUUCAGGGUCAUAUUAUCUAACCAUUCUAUUAUAACUUUUACUACUUUUAUACUUUAUAACUUUUGAAUAUAACUGUUAUCUGUAACCAAAAAAAAAACUUAUACAUAUUUUAAAUUUAAUGUACAAUCUAUUAGGCCAUGGUCAUUUUUAAAUAGCUGAACCUGUCAUCAAAAUUUUAUGUUUCAAUUUUCCAAAUUAUGCUAUAUUCUGAGCAUACACUAACAUGGACCAAAUUAGUUUACAAGACCCUAAAUCUCACGAAGAAAGUAUCAAGUCACAGGACAAAUCAGUAAUACAUUCAGAAAAUCCGGUGACAUUAGUGGCUGAAAACGAAACAUUAGCUUUUCCUAACAUGCCAUCCCUAUCUACCUUAAAUACCCAGAAGCCAAGUCCGCUAUCAUCAAAUAAAGGUACUCCACGGGCAUCAAUUAAAAGUGAUGGAAAACGUAAAAACAGAACACUCAGUCCACAAAGUCCUAAAAGCAUAAGCCUUAAAUCUCCUAUGGGAGGCAAGUUAACCGACAUUGCAAGUACUCUUAACAGGGAACUUGAAAAAGAUCCAUCUACAGAAGAUUUAAUUACUACACGCAGUCCAGUUCCUGUUAUAAACAACAUAGAUAAAAUAGCUAACAUGACAAAGAAAUUAACAAAUGAAGCUAAUGCAUUAAGAGAAUCUAUAAAAAGUUUAAGCGAUGAUAUUACGAAAACUAAAGAAGUACUUGCAUCCGAAGAUAUUGAAGAUGUUAACUUUCCAUAUCACCUUUUUCUUAUUGAGCUUAUCAUUAACAGAAUACAUAUGAAAUGUGAUUGCUUUGAGUUGGAUUACAACAAUCUUGUCAUUGCUGCAAAUUUUCUUGGAAAGCAACCAAUAGUUCUCUACGAUAUGUCCUAUGGAAAAGUUGUUGACUUUGAUCACUUAAACGUCGGAAAAUCGAUCUUAUUUGCUAUGACAUACGAUAAAAUUUGCGGUAUUAAGGAGUUUGUCGUAAGUCUACAAAUGUCCAAGCAACCUCCUUGCUCUAACUGUGUUACUAAAAUUGCUGAAACGAAAAUGGACUACACAAAACAAUUCGCCAAACUAAGAGAGGAAUUAUGCAAGAAGUGGGCAGAGGAACAGCCGACAGACAAUAUUAUAUGUACAACUUCUACGCCGCUAUCGAAACAAAUGUUUUAUUUAUAUUGUGGUGACAGCGACCACAGCGAAUCGAUCGGGAUGGUAGAAAUAACGACACGAAUGUCUUUCCUUGGAAAAGAAAUUACUACGGCUUUUAGCGCGACAUCAAAACCGCAAGGAACUGCAUAUCUUCGAAAAGAAGAUAAUGGAAUGUCUCUCUACGCAUGUCAGAAUGUUGAGAUGGACUGCCAAGGCAAAGUACUGUUAGACGAAGAGGACCUCACAAGACGCGAGGUACCGCGUAGUAUGCACACGAUGUCCUCUCGAAGACCAGAAAGUCCAGUUUCACAGUUGUCGACUUUCUCUCCUCAUACUACUAAAGAAUAUGGUGCCCAACAGAAGGACAUAUACAAUCAAGAAGGUCCCAGCAAAUAUGACGAAAUAUUUGCAAAGGUGAACUCUAACGAAUUAAAAAUACGGGUGCCCAAAAGCACUAAAGUCGAUAGAAUGGGAAAAUACGAUAGGAUUCAAGAAUUAUGUACAUGUGAAGAAACUCCGUAUAACACUGGCGACCAAAUUCAGUUUCAACUGCCAAAUGACAGAGCCUCUAACACUUAUACAUCAAACUUAAUGUACACUCAUAAAACACAAGAUAAGCGACCAGAUAAAGAUAGGAGGAUAAUUAACAUAACACCAAGUAAUUGCCCAGUUCCAGUGAAUAUGUCGAAACAAAUACACCCCCAAAAAGAUGUUUUUAUUCUGAAAAUAGGAAAGAAAUUGGAAACAAAAGAUAAGAAAACAGACCUGGAAAUUGAGCUCAUAACUCCAAAGGCGCCACAGCAACCCAUAAUUAAUAAUAAUUUAUCCCAGCAGUGUAGCUCUAGCGAUAUUAAAAGUAAACCAUCGAAAUCAGACGUUAAAAAGGGUAAAAAGAAAAAGACGAAAAGUAAAACCGAUUUAAAAGCGAAGAAGAGUAAAAGCAAGACCGCCAAGAAAUCCAAGAAGAAUAAAAAAUAAGAAUAAAAUAAAUAAAUGCAUUUGUCAUUUUCGAAUCAUUAAACAUAAUACAGUCUGAGACGAUUUUCACUUGUUCGUUUUUCUUUUAUUGUGUUUAGUAUUCAAAUCAAAUCAAAUCAAAAAUCAUUUAUUCAGUCCAGAUGCGACCUAAGGCAUGCUUAUGAAUGUCAAAAACGUUUACAAAAUUCGCGAAAGAGCAAAACUACGCCAUCCGUUCGCAAGACUACCAGGAGGUCUUGUUCUGAGAAGAACGGGCAAGAAACUCAGCAAGUUUUAUCCUCCCUUUACAUAUUACCUCCAUUUAUCCUCCCUUUAUAUAUCCAUACUAGCGGAUCCGACAGACGUUGUCCUGUCUACACGUCUU
Molecule: messenger RNA, 2778 nt
Organism: Pieris rapae (cabbage white)
Lineage: Eukaryota; Metazoa; Arthropoda; Insecta; Lepidoptera; Pieridae
Exons: 2
Coding region: 507-2414 (635 amino acids)
Source: RefSeq, a predicted model, not a curated record